This is a messenger RNA of Colletotrichum abscissum, 108 nucleotides long. RefSeq lists its product as uncharacterized. Lineage: Eukaryota; Fungi; Ascomycota; Sordariomycetes; Glomerellales; Glomerellaceae. The transcript has 2 exons. The record is from RefSeq and is a predicted model, not a curated record. The coding region runs from base 1 to 108 and encodes 35 amino acids.
AUGUUAUGGCUGUCACGUCAUGUCACGCUGUUACGAGCUUGUUUUGUUUCGAUUUCGGGAACCAUGGUCAGGGAGAUAUUGGCGUCGGACAUCAGUCAUGGUUUGUAA